AUGCCUCUCUCUCCGCAGCAUGUCCCUCUCCCCGUCUCUCCAGUCGCUGGUGUCAAGCGUCCAGCUCCUUCUCUACUGCCAGCAUUUGAGCCUCUCUCCUCUUCGCCAGCACUACCUCGACCAAUGAAGCGCCUGGCUCACGCGUCUCCGGCAAAGUUGGGAAAUAGAGAGCGCCAAUAUCCCACACCUAUUCCAUCUUCUACCACUAUGAUCCCUUCUUCUUCUCCGCCUCAACCACUACGUACGCGUCGCCCAGGCUUGAUUCGGACUUAUUCCGCAGUCUCUGAGCGGGCCCCUCUAGCUACCGUACCAUCCAUAGAGCUUUCUGAGCAUGGAGAGCCAACACUGAUGGGCAGAUCGAGCAACUCCUCCCACUACCAGCUCUCCACCAACAAGCUCAUCUCCCGCGUCCACGUCAGCGCAGUCUACAUAGCCUCUAACCCUCCUGCUCCUAAAAGAGUGCAAGUUGAAUGCAGGGGCUGGAAUGGCGUAAAAGUGCACUGCCAAGGAAAGGCAUGGGAGCUCAUGAAAGGGGAUACUUUUACCUCUGAGACUGAAGAUGCGGAUAUCAUGGUGGAUGUACAGGAUGCCCGUGUGUUGUUGACUUGGCCGAAGCAUGAGAAUAAGAUUUCGACCCCUACAGACUCGGACUCGACGUGGGAUUCCGAAACCUCUCCGCAGCGCAACGCCACGGCCGCCCCACGUAAUAGGCCUCUAGAUACAAGUCCGCUUCGCCAGCAACAUAGGUUGCAGUCGCCUGUGUCUCCUUCGCCUGCUGUGCAAGCUGUUCAUGCUCAGCCAUCUGGACAUUUUGCUUCCGAUCCUCCUAUACCUGUACCUGUGCAGGUAUAUGAAGACGAACCAUCGGACGAAGACAAGGACAAACCACCAGCGGGUAACACGCAAGCUACACAGUCUACACAAGUGGCGUCACAACCUUUUGCUCUCCUGGAAGAAACCCCCAACCCCAACGACUUCUCCGACGACAAUGACGAAGAGAACGACCCUAUCAUAUCGUCCUUCGGUCCCUAUGGCGCCAACCUGGGAGCUCGCAUGGAAUCAUUCACCACUAAUGCCUCGCCUAAUCGUCAUCCCCUGAAUCCUCUCAAAGAAGCGAGCAUAUCACCCCAACGCUCGAGCGGAGCUGGCAUUUCUCCUAAACGCCGUCGCCACAACGCCCACCGCGACGUCUCUGACUCUCUGCAUCGAGAAGAUGAAGCAGGUGACGCCAUUACGCACCAUGUGAUCAAUCAACUAGCCUAUUCGCGCGUUCAAUCCACACCACUUUCAACUCUCAUGCAAACCCUGCCUGCUGCCCUGAAAGACGCUUCACUUACAGAAGAUGUAUUGAAGGCAACGCUGGACCGUACGCGCUGCAUUGGAACUGUGGAGCGUGAAGGCAAGGACGCGGCCGGCAAGCGUCUCGAGAGCGAGUACUACUACAUCCCAGAGGCCGAUGUUGAUGGGAGCCGACGGGAAGUAGUGGAAGGAAUGGGAGGGAGAGGGUUGAGAAAUUGUAGGAAGAGUCACAAGCAAUACUACUGGCGGAAACCCAAGUAG
Molecule: messenger RNA, 1560 nt
Organism: Letharia columbiana
Lineage: Eukaryota; Fungi; Ascomycota; Lecanoromycetes; Lecanorales; Parmeliaceae
Exons: 2
Coding region: 1-1560 (519 amino acids)
Molecular function (GO): protein binding
Source: RefSeq, a predicted model, not a curated record